Messenger RNA from Lachancea meyersii CBS 8951, 2172 nucleotides. The record is from the annotation of a GenBank genome assembly. Lineage: Eukaryota; Fungi; Ascomycota; Saccharomycetes; Saccharomycetales; Saccharomycetaceae.
AUGGACUUACAAGCUCCGAGAACCCCAAACAGGUCAACUUCGACCGAUGCAGCAGAUUCUGAAUCGAAAAUACCCUCUCCACAUCCCCCAGAAUCGCCCAAAUAUCGCAAACGAAGCUCAUCACCAAAACAGCUUCCUGUUAGCGCGUCAGAACACAGGAGCAUUAUCUUGCACACCAAGAAACAUAAAAUUGAUACUGUCAUCUCAGCAAGUGACAACAAUAGCAACUUGAUGACUCGCAAAGAUAAUGGGAAGAGUGCCUCUGAAAGCUCUUCGCAUAUGACAGCGUUCUAUCGAGAGAAUAUCCGAGUUUUGAAUGAGUUGCAGAAAGUUAUGUUCCAGAAGAAAGCGAGGCUAGACUCGCUCAAAGACGAACUUACAGAAGGUAGAAACGAAAUGAAGGCUCUGCUGCUCAAACUCGAAACUUACAAGGAAGAGAAACACGUAAAGUCACAGCAACUCAAACUCAAGAUCAACGACACAAAGAAACUUCGCGAUGAGCAGAAUACGCGUGCCAAAUUCUUAGAAAAGGGUCAUGAGCUGGAGAUUCAACAAUUGCGGGCAAAAAGUAUUGCAGAGAUGAACCAGCUGGAGAGCAGUUAUAGACAGAAAAUGGAAGAGCUACGAUUUGCUAAGAUUAGGAGAAUACAGGAAACUCGGGAUAGAGUGCAACGUGAGAUUUCGGAUCUUGAUUUCCGGAUCUCAAACAACCAGUCUGCACUUCUCGAAGCUCUCACUGAGUGCGAAACCGCGCACAAGCUGAACAAAGAAGGUGCCUUGCGACGCCAUCAAGAUGAGCUUGAUGGCUUUUUAGAAAACAACAGAAAAAUAGCCAAAGAAAACGAUACCUUGCGGACCACGCUAAACACAAAGCUUAAACCCAAACUUGACGAAAAAGCCGCUUAUAUUGAGCGCUUGAACUCUCAGCUGCAGGAGCUACAGAACAGGCUGGAGGCAACUCGUUCAGAAAGCACCCAAUUGAAGGAUGAUGCAGAAAGAUUCGGCUCUUGCACAAUACAGACCCUCGCAAAAAGAGAUGAGCUGGAAAGGUACAUUGCAAUGUCAAAGUCAGAAUUGGGCGAAAUCGGGGAGAUUUUGAUGAAGGAAGAGACGAUGAGACGCAAAUUAAACAACGAACUUCAGGAAUUGCGGGGCAAUAUACGUGUAUUUUGCAGACUUCGACCACAACUGAAGGAGGAGCUUGGUGAACUCUCCAAUAUACAGAUAGAAGAUUUUGAUGAUGAAAGCGGAACGCAAGACAUGAACAUACGGCGAGACACGAAGUCCCACACUUUCACCUUCGACAGAAUUUUCGGAGAGCACGAGUCCAACAAAGAUGUUUUUGACGAGAUCAGCCAACUGAUACAAAGCUCUCUUGAUGGCUAUAACGUAUGCAUCUUUGCUUUUGGCCAGACAGGUUCUGGCAAAACAUAUACAAUGCUCAACCCGAAAGAUGGCAUAAUACCGGCUACUCUGAACCACAUUUUUCUUUGGGUGGAAAAACUGAAAGGUCUUGGGUGGAGCUACGAGAUUACCGGGCAGUUUGUUGAAAUCUACAACGAAAACCUCAAAGACCUUCUCAAAGAUCAAGAGGGAGAAAACGACGAAACUAAUGAUAGCGCCAAGCUGGAGGUUAGACACGAUGCCGGGACUUGUACAACAACUCUCGUAAAUGCUACCACAUGUAGAUUUACCAACCGAGAAAUGGUGAACGAAAUCCUGACGCGUGCCUUAAAAACGCGAUCUACAGCGGCAACCAAAGUAAACUCACGGUCGUCGAGAUCACACAGCGUAUUUAUCAUCAAACUUCUCGGAUACAACUCCAAAUCGGGUGAGCAUUCCAUGGGAACCCUGAACUUAGUGGAUUUAGCAGGGUCAGAGAGAAUUGACUCCUCACAGCCUCAGGCUGUACGACUUAGAGAGACUCAAAACAUCAAUAGGUCUCUGAGCUGUUUAGGUGAUGUUAUACAUGCUUUGGGUGCCAAAGACGCUGUUAAAAGGCACAUCCCCUUUCGAAACUCUAAGCUGACCUACUUGUUACAGUACUCUCUGGUCGGAGACUCUAAAACUCUGAUGUUUGUAAACGUCUCCCCAGCGCUAAAGAGUCUGUCCGAAACUUUGAACUCUCUACGUUUUGCAGCGAAGGUAAAUUCCACCAAGAUGAUGAAAUGA